Acaulospora colombiana is the source of this 1410-nucleotide messenger RNA. Lineage: Eukaryota; Fungi; Glomeromycota; Glomeromycetes; Diversisporales; Acaulosporaceae. The record is from the annotation of a GenBank genome assembly.
AUGUUUAAAGUAGGUUUGAAGGAAUAUAGUGGCAACGUCAGAUUGUCGCUCAAAAAGGUGACCUCGCGAAAUUUUACCACUAUAAAGUAUUUACCGGACAUAACAACAAUUAGAGAGGAGAGAAGGUUUAUUUUAAGAAGAAAUGAAGCGUCAUUUUCCACGAGCAGCGUCACACACAACGACCCUUUUGGUUCUCCAUUUGGUUCAUUCCCUAAUACGCCCCUUCCUGUUACCCGACCGAAUCAAGGUUUCACGCGAGGCCUUCAAGACUCUGAUUCCUUUAAAUCGGAGGGGCCUCUUAGGGAAAAUUCACAAACAAAAACUGAAUUGAAAAGUUUAAUAGGGCAAGAAACACAGAUUCCGCAAGCUGACUUUGUUGAUAAAGAAAAAGUCGAGACCGCAUCGGAAACUAAUAAAUCAAAGGCAGCAAGUUGGAGACUUGAUAAAACGACAAUUCAGAAACUGGUCGACGGUAUCGAUGAGCAUGGCGAAGAUUGGGAAUUUUUAUCAACAGAAGUUUUUAAUGGUAAUAUCUCCCCGCAUUCAUUGGAAAACAAAUGGACUUUCUUGAGAAAAAAGUAUCCGCCUAAAAUUCAAUCGCCUAGUAGAGUUUAUCCUUAUUGGACUACGAAAGAAACAGAAAAACUAAUCAGCGCAAUAGAUUUGCAUGGUGUAGAGUGGGAUAAAAUUUCGAUCGAGGUGUUCAAUAGAACAAGAUCCCCAAGACAAUGCAGGUCUAAAUGGGAUAACUUACAGAAGAAACCAUUUUUCCAGGAAGAGCGUCUCGAACCUGACGGAAAACCCACCAAGGCACUUAAGAGGGAAGUUUCUUUAAGAAAGGAGAAUAAUCAUGAACCACCGGCAUUAGGCGGCAUACUUCAAGAUCAAUGGUCAAAAGUUGCUUAUGCAUUAGGACGGCGCUUUGUGAAGCUCGAAAUAAAUUUUGUCAGUCCUCAGGAACUGCCAUGGACUAGAGAAGAAAAUAUCAUCCUAUUUAAAGUUAUCAAAGAACAUGGCAUCAACUGGGACGAAAUUUCUAAAGCCAUUCCAAAACGGUCGGUUGAAAGUGUACGCGAAAGAAUGGGUAAUACAACCUCGUGGACCAAAGAAGAAGUUGAGAAAUUCGAAGAGGCGUAUAAUUUAUACCAAAAUGAUUGGGAUCGAGUAUCUAAACAUAUCAAAACAAAGACGCCUGGGCUAUGUUGGUCUUAUUGGAGAACAAUUACGGGCGCUGAUAUAUUAGAAUUCCAUGCGAGUGAAAAAUCUGGAUCGAAUGUCCACCGUGCCGCACUUAAAGCAACAUUCUCCGACUCCAAGACUAUCGAACUGUCUUUCAUUCGUUAUAACACGGUUGACGCUUUCGUGCUAGAAAAUGAAGUUUCAAAAUACAAAUCACAGCGGGAGAGUUAA